This is a messenger RNA of Aspergillus costaricaensis CBS 115574, 572 nucleotides long. RefSeq lists its product as uncharacterized. The transcript has a single exon. The record is from RefSeq and is a predicted model, not a curated record. The coding region runs from base 83 to 451 and encodes 122 amino acids. NCBI's taxonomy places the organism in Eukaryota, Fungi, Ascomycota, Eurotiomycetes, Eurotiales, Aspergillaceae.
AUUAGGGCUUAGCUGUUGUUACCUUUCGUUUCUGGUUUGCUAUUCGUGGUUUACACCUUAGCUUUUGUUUAUUUUUCUUGCUAUGGUAACAGCAGUAUUAGUCCCCCGCAGUGGUUUGAUCAUACUUUGCUCUCUUCAUAUCUUUAUCGGUAUCUGCGGCUUCCAUGUCUUGAUUCUUUUUCACUGGUCAUCUGGAUAUAGAUGGUUGGAUAUACUUCACCGAUCCGGCUUUGUCCUGCACGGAAGGGACAUGAGCCUGGUCCACGAAUACUUGACCUUACAUUUGCACUUUGUUCUUCCGUCAAACCUUGUGAUAUCCGGCAGUCGCCUGGCUCCAUCGCCGGUCGACCCACGUGCUGCCUUGAAUUUGCGGUUAGCUUUUGCGAACUCGUAUUGGUCUUGUUCCCGAAUCCUUGUCUUUCGCAUGCGGAGGAGUUACAAGCAUGAGUGACAAACACGCACAACAUAGUGAAGAGUUGAUGCAGGGGCGUUAUUAUCCGGCAGCAUGGCGCAGGAGGACGCUUGCUUGAGAUUGUCUAUUGGUCAGAGGCCAAUAAAUACACAAGUUGUUA